Messenger RNA from Anopheles arabiensis, 707 nucleotides. RefSeq lists its product as uncharacterized. NCBI's taxonomy places the organism in Eukaryota, Metazoa, Arthropoda, Insecta, Diptera, Culicidae. The transcript is spliced from 2 exons. Bases 74 to 643 code for a protein of 189 amino acids. The record is from RefSeq and is a predicted model, not a curated record.
CUUGACGGCAUCCCGAAUUGUAUAGCGUGCCGCUGGUCAGUCGUGCAUCGCAGUUUUCCCCGGCAAGUGUAAGAUGGCGUUCGUUAGGGGUACAAUUUUGUGGAAAGUUUCUCUAACACUGGCCACCUUGGCAGCUGUGUUGGAUUUGCAAACGAAUGGCGCUAGUGCACUAAGGUGUCAUCAUUGCGGCUGGGACACGUGCGGAUCGCACGAGGAGCUGGUCGAGUGCAACCUGGAGCGUGUCAACCAAGUGCACGGCAAUCUGCAGCGGCUGGUGAAUUUGACGCAGUUCUCCGAGCUGCCCAACCUCGGCGAGUUUGCGUGUUUUGAGCUGCGGCUUACGAACGCGCACGGAAACCGAUCCGGAACGGUCAAAAGCUGCACCGUACAGUCCGCUGGAAUGUGUGAGCUAACCGACUGGAAGUCGGUUAAGGUGGUUGGCUGCAGCACGUGUAAUGAUCGAGACUUUUGCAACGGGUUCAACACACUGCUGCCGGCAAAGGUGGACAAAGGCGCCGGGUUCUCCUUUUCCAUGUACAAACCGUCGUCAGCGGCGUUCGUACCGCAGCCACGCGUGUGGUGUACCGCAGUAACGGUGUUUCUUGUAGCUUUGUUUUGCCAACUUCCGUCGACGUCAUUGUAGUUUAUAUCAUGUGUAUUUUGGGUCGAUCGAUUCUUACGAAUAAAUCAGUGUUUAUUAGUUUUAA